Cryphonectria parasitica EP155 is the source of this 1473-nucleotide messenger RNA. RefSeq lists its product as uncharacterized. The record is from RefSeq and is a predicted model, not a curated record. Bases 289 to 840 code for a protein of 183 amino acids. NCBI's taxonomy places the organism in Eukaryota, Fungi, Ascomycota, Sordariomycetes, Diaporthales, Cryphonectriaceae. The transcript has 2 exons.
CAUUGAUAUCAAUCUUAUCUCCCUCGUUCACACACACACACACACACACACACACACACCAAAAAACCUUCUUCUACUCCUCCUUUAUGCUCUAUCACACCCAUCAGUUUUAGCUUAUCCUUUCCACAUUCACACUCACCUUGCACUAUUGCUCAACAAUAUCUCCAAGCUCCCUCUAAAUUUCAUCAGCAAGAGACGCCAGACCUCUAGCGCGAAGUCAGACUUGCCCUCUACUUCUCUACAUAACACCAUUCUGUUCUCGGCAUUCUUGAACCAAGCUGCCCCAAAAUGACGACACCUCAAGUUAAUGGCGAUGUACCGGCAUCUUCUUUCCUCAAGCACCUGAACGGGUAUCCAGUGGUCCACGACGGCGUUGAGACCUUCAAGGCGAACCCGUACGGCCAAAAGUCCCUACAGCUGGGCGACUCGGCUUACAAGACCUUCGCCGCCCCCGUCCUGCCCUACCUCUCGAAACCUUACCAGUAUGUCGAGCCCUACGUCAAGAGGGCGGACGACCUCGGUGAUAAGGCCCUUGCCAAGGUCGACGAGAAGUUCCCCGUCGUCAAGAAGCCCACCGGCGAGCUGUACUCGGACGCCAAGGGCAUCGUGCUCCUCCCCUACAACAAGGCCUUCGAGGGCAGGGACCACGUCCUGAGCGUCUACAGCAGCGAGUACAAGAAGGUCGGCGGCGAGAAUGGCUCCGGCCUCAUCCUGACCGGCAAGGCUGCUGUCGCCACCGCCCUUAUCAUCACCUCUGAGACUGUCAAGUUCAUCGGAGACUACCUCGGCCAGAAGAAGGAGCAGGCGCAUCAUGUCAUCGACAACAAGACCCGUAACUAGUGCAGGUCGCCUGAGAGUCACCACACCCUCUGUCUGUCGUUCUCCGACAAAACUACCGUUUUCAGAUACCCCAAUUUCGUGCCGCUGGACGGGGAAGCAGAGAAAGAAGAAGAAGAUCAUCCUCCUCCCCCCAAGCACAACAUUCGACACAGAUGGGUCCCUUCGAGAUUGAACAUGACCUCUUUGGUAGAUCAAUAUGUUUGCAAUGGAGAGGGAUCGAGCAGCGAGCUUCGAAAAUCUAGUCCUCCUCCAUUAGAAGCGGCCGGAAAUCAUUACAAUAUUCAGUCUUGCUGUGUUUGUUCGACUACCUCUCCUUGUCUCUUUCACUCUCUCCUAACGCGUAUCAUUUCGCGGGAUGAUGUCUUGUGCCCGUGACCAUGGCUUACAGAGCUGUCAGAAGCAGUGACCGGUCCUCGUGUCAAUUUGGCUAGGGCAACCCUCCUUUGUUCGAUCUUAAAUUUUUUUUUUCUUAUUCUGUUUAUUUACCGGUGUCUGAAGCAAGACCGAUUUUGUCUCUUUUUUCCCUUCUUGGGUGUGCUGGCGGGCAAUGGCAAAGUCGGGGAUACUCAUUGAGAUUUGUGUUGCGGAAAACAUAGCUAAUAGAUUUCUGGUUUUUUUAACUCUUAUAUCGUG